AUGUACACGUUUUAUCACAUCGUCAGCUCCACGGGCUGCUGCCUGCUCAUGUCCCGAACCGUAACUGAAUCUGUGCCUUUCUUCAGAGUUCUCUGUGAUCACCUGCAGCCCGGCUCAGACUGUAACCAGCUGCUCGGAUACUCGGCAGUCUACAGGGUGUGCUUCGGGACAGCGUGCUUCUACCUGCUACUCUGCGUCACCCUGGUCAAUGUAAAAUCCAGUCGCGAUUUCCGGGCUCUCAUUCACAAUGGGUUCUGGUUUCUGAAGUUCCUGAUUCUUGUCGGCAUUUCUACUGCUGCCUUUUUCAUUCCGGACGAGUCAUUUCUCCACGUGUGGCGAUAUGUUGGCGUGGCCGGAGCUCUCCUCUUCAUCCUUGUACAACUCUCCCUCAUCACCGUCUUUGCGCAUUUCUGGAACAAGAACUGGAUGACGGGAGCGGCAGACCGGAAGGUGUGGAGUCUCGCUGUGUUUGUUGUCACCCUGCUCUUCUACGUCAUGGCAGUGAGCGCCUUCUCCCUGAUGUACAAGUUUUACACCCACCCAGCCGGCUGUGAGCUCAACAAGGCACUGCUGAUCCUGAACGUCAGCCUCUGCAUCGUGGUGUCCAUCCUCUCCAGCACCUCCUACAUACAGCACAAGCAGCCCCACACCGGCCUACUCCAGGCCUCCAUCAUCAGCUGCUAUGUCAUGUACUUGACCUUCUCCGCCCUCUCCAGCCGGCCUCCUGAGACAGUGGAAUACCAGGGACAGAAUAUCACCAUCUGCGUCCCAGUUGUUGGCCAGGACGGGGAACAGGCGGAGGGCAAGCUGAUCACCGUCGCUGGAGCUGCAGUCAUGUACUGCUGUGUGCUGUUUGCCUGUAACGAAGCUUCCUACCUGGCCAAGGUCUUUGGCCCCUCCUGGAUGCUGCGGGUUUACAGAUACGAGUUCAAGAGAGCUUCCUGUUCUUUCUGCUGCCUCGAUGAAGAGGAGCCCAGCCUCGAGGUGGAGAACAGAGGAGGGCAGGCAGUGAUCCACAAUGAACGUGAGCACGUCACCUACAGCUACUCCUCCUUCCACUUCGUCUUCUUCCUGGCCUCCCUCUACGUCAUGAUGACCCUCACCAACUGGUUCAAUUACGAGUCGGCCACCCUGGAAACGGUGUUUGCCCACGGCAGCUGGUCCACGUUCUGGGUGAAGAGCUGUUCGUGUUGGCUCUGCCUGCUCCUCUACUUGAUGUUGCUGCUCUGCCCGCCCUGCUGUGUGUCCAGUGAGAGGCGCCGAGUGGUCCAGGCCACCUAG
Molecule: messenger RNA, 1281 nt
Organism: Mobula hypostoma (lesser devil ray)
Lineage: Eukaryota; Metazoa; Chordata; Chondrichthyes; Myliobatiformes; Myliobatidae
Gene: serinc4
Product: serine incorporator 4
Exons: 11
Coding region: 1-1281 (426 amino acids)
Cellular component (GO): membrane
Source: RefSeq, a predicted model, not a curated record